AUGCACCUCAACCCCACUCCCGCCUCCGGCUCCCGCUAUGAUAAGCCCAUCGCCGCAGCCCAAAAAGAUGGACUACCCAUAAUCGACAUAUCCCCCUUCAUGGACCCCUCCUCCUCGCAAGAAGCCCGUUCAACAACCGCCUCCGCCAUAAACGCCGCCUGCAUAAACUACGGCUUCUUCUACCUAACCGGCCACGGCAUCCCCACGACCAAACUCGACGAAAUCAUCGAUUUAGCACGUGAAUUCUUUUCUUUACCCCUAGAAGAAAAGAACAAAAUCAAGCGCUUCGACGCCGGUAGCCCGGAAGGAGGCGACGGCGCUCGCGGCUACCAGGGGCUCGGCGAAAACGUGACGGGUGGUCUGCAAGAUAUGCAAGAAGCCAUUGACUGGUACCGGGACUGGCCCGCCGACAAAAGAGAACCAGGUGACGGUGGACCAGGCAGCGUCAAGAGCCUUCAAGGUGUCAAUCUAUGGCCCGAGAAACCCGCACAGCUAAGACCCGUAUACGAAGAAUACAUCUCGCGCGUCAAGAAAGUCGGCGAAGCCCUCGUGCACGCCAUGGGCGUAGCACUAGACCUCGGUCCCCCUCAAGCAGGCGCAACACAAUCGACGCAAGACGAAGAGAUCUUCCUGCGCAACUGCUCCGAUUCCUUCUGGGUGAUGCGCAUGAUCGGUUACCCACCCCUCACAACCCCCAUCUCGGGCGACGAAAACAUCGACCAAUUCUCCUGCGGCGCCCACACAGACUAUGGUUGCGUGACCCUCCUUCUCACAGACCCCACUCCCUCUUCUUUACAAGUCCUGCUCAAAGACGGCACGACCUGGCUCAACGCGGACCCGCUGCCCGGUGCCUUCGUCGUCAACAUCGGGGAUAUGAUUGAGCGGUGGACGAACGGGUUGUGGAAGAGUACUAAACAUCGGGUUAUUCAUAGGGGGGAGAGGUAUAGGGUUAGUGUGCCGUUUUUCUAUGAGCCGAAUUUUGAGGCGUGGGUUGAGCCGUUGGCGGAGUGUGUGGAGAGGACGGGGGGCAAGGGCGGGUAUGGGAGGGGGAGGUAUGGGGAUCAUUUGUUGGGGAAGGUUAGUGGGAACUUUUAUUAUAGUAUGAGGACUGAUUGGUGA
This is a messenger RNA of Alternaria infectoria, 1119 nucleotides long. RefSeq lists its product as uncharacterized. The transcript is spliced from 2 exons. The record is from RefSeq and is a predicted model, not a curated record. Lineage: Eukaryota; Fungi; Ascomycota; Dothideomycetes; Pleosporales; Pleosporaceae. The coding region runs from base 1 to 1119 and encodes 372 amino acids. Gene Ontology annotation, molecular function: dioxygenase activity.